AUGAUCUCUCAGCAGCAGCUCACGACCACCACGCAGCACCGCGCAAGCGAAACGCGCGCUGUUGCGCGACUUCCUUUCGUCGCUCACCGUACUCGACUGCCAACCUUCUUCUACCUUCUCUCCUUCUGCCCACCCGUACCCUCGCCUUUCACUCGCCCACGCGCUUUCUUCAAACAUCCUGGCGUCCUCUAUGUGAUUGGCUUCAUCGCGGCGCUCCUAGCAGGAUGCGGCUUGCCCUCUCUCGAUCUGCUCUACGGUGUCUACACCAACCGCAUCACUCCAAGUUCAUCCACCCCUGAGGACAUCCGCGCCGCUGCUUCCUACAUUGGCUGGAUCGUCACCAUCGUCGGCUUCAGCGAGUUCUUGCUAGCUUGGUGCUUUCUGGCGUGUUUCUCUACCGCCUCGCAUGAUCUGACGCAGCGACUGCGACAUACCUACGUCGCUUCCGUCUUGGCCCAGGAUGCCUCCCACUUCGACCUUCACGGUGCAGGUGAGAUCGCCAACCGCGCCAGUAAGGACAUCUCGGUCAUCCGGGCUGGCUUUGGUGAGAAGCUCGCCUACUUUUCGUGGUCUGGCGCCACUUUGAUCAUUUCGGCCAUUAUUGGUUUCAGCAAGGCACCUCGCAUCGCUGGCGUCCUCUUCGCGCUCCUACCGCUCACCAUGAUCAUCUUCUCCGUCCUGGGUAAGGCCACCGAAGUUGUUGGAGCGCCCGCCCUUCGCAUCGAGGGUCGAUCUUCCAGCUUCCUCGAACAGGUGCUCGGUUCGGUCCGUGUCGUCCAGUCCUUCGGCAUGGAAUCGCAGCUGCUCAGACGCUUCGACAGGGCUAUGCUCAAACCUCUCGAGAAGCUGGGCAUGCGCAAGGCCGCCAUUCGAGGUCUCGAGACCAGCGCAGUCUACUUCAUGCUCAAUGUCACCUACUCGCUCGCUUUCUGGUGGGGCUCCAUCAACAUCGUCGAAGGAAAGGUCCUCAUCGGUGAUCUGCUUACCACGUUCUGGAACUACCUCAACUCGCUCUUCUCACUGGCCAACAUCGUACCGCACAUUGCCGGUAUCUUCGACGCUUGGACCGCACUCAAGCAGGUUAGACGAGCUAUUGAGCGCGAGCCAAAGAUUGACAUUCGUCCAGAGGCAGGUCUCAUCCCUGUGUCAAGCGAAAAGGACUGGUCACCGAGCUUUGAGCUGGAUCGCGUCACCUUCUCCUAUCCCUCGAGAGCCAACGUUGCCAGCCUCAAGGACGUCUCGAUCCUGAUCCAGCCUGGCAAAGUCACCGCCCUCGUUGGUCCGUCGGGAUCUGGCAAGUCCACUAUCACCGGCCUUCUCCUUCGAGAGUACGAUCCCGAGACUGCCAACAUUCCUCAUCCUCAUGAUGCCGAAGAUGCCCUUGCGGCCGAGGAGGACAAGAGAUCCGACGCCAGUGAAUCGGAGGAGAAGACAGACAAGAAGGACAAGAAGUCUUCUUUCUUCUCCAAAAAGUCGAAGAAGGCGCCUUCUGAUAGCCUAGAUGUCGAAAAGUCCGACCCCAUCGCUGAUGUCAAGGGCCAAAUUCAGGGCUCUGGCAAGGUUUCGUUCGCAGGUCACGAUGUCCGUGACCUCAACGUCCGAUGGCUUCGAUCGCAGAUUGCCAUUGUGCAGCAACACCCGCAGCUUUUCACGGCCUCUGUCUUCGAAAACGUCGCGACAGGUCUCACCGGUACCGAGUGGGAGUAUCUUCCAGACAUCGAUGGCGAUUCGACCGCUCUGGGUCACGACGCUGCUCGAACUGCCAUCAUCCGCGAUAAGGUGCAGCGCGCCCUCGAAAAAGCCGAAGCCUGGACCUUCGUGUCCAACUUGCCCCAAGGCAUGGACACACCUAUCUCUGGUGGCCGCACCGGCCUGUUGUCAGGAGGUCAGCGUCAGCGUGUUGCCAUCGCUCGUGCCCUUGUGCGAGAGCCUCGCCUUCUGUGCCUCGAUGAAGGCACUUCCGCUUUGGACUCCGACACCGAGAGCAAGAUCAAGCUGGCACUGCAGCGAGAGCAGGAAGAGCGUGGCAUGACCACCAUCCUCAUCGCUCAUCGUCUGAGCACCAUUGAGCACGCCGACAACAUCAUCGUCCUCAAGAAUGGCAGAGUCAUCGAGCAGGGUGAUCACGACUCGCUCAUGCAAAAGAAGACGACCAGCGAUGGUGGUCUCUACCGCAGCAUGGUCAUGCAGCAGAGGCAUCUCGCCGAGUACGAGGCCGACAGCGGCGACGAGGACAAGAAGGCUGAUGUUCGGAAGGGAAGUAAGCGUCCGACCUUGGCUUCCACACCGGCCUCCCAAUCGUCCACCGACUCUUCGGAAGUCGUUUCGGACAUGAGCGAGCAGGGUAAAAGCCCCGAGGAGGAAGAUCGAGCUAGAUCUUUGUAUGCCAUGUCAGACGACACGAGGACUCGUGUCGACGGCGCCUCGACAAUCAGGUCCGCCUCCAUCGUUCCAGAAGGGCCCCGUUCUCCUGCCAACAACCGUCCGAGUCUUGUGGAGCGUCAGCGCAGCAGUCGCACCUGGGACAAGCCCUACCGCACCUACUCGGGGCGCACUAGCACAGCUGUGGGUCAGCACGAACACAUCCAAGAAUCAAACACAGGUGCAUCGCACGUCGAGGCUGCGCUCCCUACCAACACUGCUGCCACUGUGCCAAAGCAGAUCGACAUCGAAGACGAGAAGAGUCUUUCGAGCCGUGCGCCAAGCGAACCUCGCAGCAAAGCAGUCCGCAAGGAGGAGAAACGCCGUCUCCGCAAGACCUUCGUUCGCUAUCUCAACGAUCAAAAGCUCUGGUUCGCUAUCGGUGCUGUGGGAGCUGCCGCGACUGGCGCAAGUUUCCCCAUCGCCGGCUGGCUGACCGGAGGCGUCGUCAACUCGCUCUCGAUUGAAGGCGACGACGCGAGGCUUCGACGCGAAGUCAACCGCUGGGCGCUGUGGUUCCUCAUCUUGGCCCUCGCCGAUCUCGUCAUUGUCAUGAUUGGCAGCUUUUUCCUCGAAACAGCAUCAGAGCACGUCAUGAGGAAGCUCAAGAAGGAAGGCUUCUCUUCGCUCAUUCGACAAGAGAUCGGCUUCUUUGACGCAGAGGAGCAUGCAAGCGGUGCGAUGAGCGCAGCUGUCUCGAGUCACCCCGCCAACGUCGCCGCCGCGACGGGUCUGGUGCUCGCUCAAGUCAUCAUCGGCUCGAUCAACUUGAUUGGCUCCGUUAUCCUCGGUCUCGUGCUCUCUUGGAAGACCUCUGUCGUCUGUCUUGCCCCGAUUUUCGUGCUUUUCAUCUCGGGCUGGCUCAACAUCGCCAUGCUGGAGAAAUACGAAGCCGUGGCGCAGAAGCCGGCCGACCGGGCUGCUUCUUACGUCUCUGAGAAUGUCGAUGCCAUCAAGACGGUGGUUGCGCUCGGCCGCGAGGCAGAGACGAUGCGGGUGUUUGACGAACGUGGACGCGCCGAUCCGAAACGCAUGCGAUACCUCAUCUUUGGUGCUGGCGGCUUUGGCGUCUCACAAGGCAUGAUUCUGCUUCUCGCUGCGCUUGUCUUUUACUGGGGUGGCGUUCUGCACAGCAGGGACGAGGUCAACAUCACCGCACUCUAUGCCACUUUCGAGGCCGUCUUCAUCUCUGCUUUCUCCGCCGGACGCCUCUUCACGUUCGUACCUGAUUACGGCCGAGCUACCAACUCCUUCAAGACCAUCUCGGGCUGGCUCAAUCGCAAGCCUUUGGUCGCCGACACCACAGGUAUGCCCGCGCUCGACGAGGCCUCCCGCGCCAAGGUGCAAGAUGGCAGCUAUGCGACGGGUGACAUCACGCUCAACACCAUCGAGCUCCGCUAUCCUCGUCGACCUCACCAUCCAGCGCUCAAGGAUCUCAGCAUCACCAUUCCUGCCGGCAAGAGUGUCGCCUUCUGCGGUACCUCUGGCUCUGGAAAGAGCUCUAUCCUUGCUCUGCUGCAGCGGUUCUACGACCCUUGUCACGGCAACAUCGAGUUCGGCGGCGUCGACGUGCGCCAGGUGCCCAUCGAAUUGCUGCGUCAGCAGAUGGCCUAUGUCUCGCAGGACCCGAUCUUGUACGAAGGCACGAUCCGCUGGAAUCUCUCGCUCGGCUCCAACGAUCCCGACUCGGUCACGCAGCAGGAGCUCGAGAAGGCGUGCGAGGAUGCCUACAUCCUCGACUUUGUCCGCGGCCUUCCGAACGGGUUUGACACGGAGAUCGGAUUCAAGGGCUCGCAGCUUUCGGGUGGUCAGAAGCAGCGUCUCUGCAUCGCCCGAGCGCUCCUGCGCAACCCCAAGAUCCUGCUCCUCGACGAGGCGACAUCAGCCCUCGACGCCGAGUCCGAGAUCCAGGUCCAGCGCGCGCUCGACCGUGCUUCGCUCGGCAGGACGACUGUGACCAUCGCACACAGACUGAGCAGUCUCAGGAAGUGCGACUGGAUCUUUGUGGUCGAAGACGGCAAGAUCCGUGAGAGCGGAAAACAUGCCGACCUCAUCGCUCGAGGAGGCCGGUACCGCGAGCUCAUGGAGCAGCAACUCUAG
Kalmanozyma brasiliensis GHG001 is the source of this 4521-nucleotide messenger RNA. Its product is annotated as ABC transporter-like protein. The record is from RefSeq and is a predicted model, not a curated record. The transcript has a single exon. Gene Ontology annotation, molecular function: ABC-type transporter activity; ATP binding; ATP hydrolysis activity. Gene Ontology annotation, cellular component: membrane. Bases 1 to 4521 code for a protein of 1506 amino acids. Gene Ontology annotation, biological process: transmembrane transport. NCBI's taxonomy places the organism in Eukaryota, Fungi, Basidiomycota, Ustilaginomycetes, Ustilaginales.